UUCUGCCUCCGAUUUCUCCUCUUCGUUCCUUAUUUACGAGCGCCAGGGCCUCCUGGGACCAUUGGUUCUUCUUCUUCCCUCGUCGCUGCCUGCCAUCGCCGGCCGUGUUGCGCUUGCGCGUUGAAGAGGAAUCCGGCCGGCCGUCGUCCUCCUCGAUUCUAUGGGGCACCGCGGGGACACCAAGCCUGUCAGUGGCGGCGGGUUCAGUGAGAAUGGCAAGUUUAGCUAUGGUUAUGCGAGCAGUCUAGGGAAAAGAUCUUCCAUGGAGGACUUCCACGAGACGAGAAUCGAUGGCGUCGAUGGAGAGACCGUCGGAUUGUUCGGUGUUUUCGACGGCCAUGGUGGAGCUCGAGCCGCGGAGUUCGUCAAGCAGAACCUUUUCAGCAACUUAAUCAAGCACCCAAAGUUCUUCACCGAUACCAAGUCCGCUAUUGCUGAAACUUUCACCCAUACGGAUUCAGAGCUCCUGAAGGCCGAUACCACCCACAACCGAGAUGCAGGGUCGACGGCCUCCACGGCCAUUCUCGUUGGCGAUCGCCUGGUGGUGGCAAACGUUGGGGACUCUAGGGCGGUCAUUUGUAGAGGCGGUGAUGCUAUAGCCGUGUCAAGGGACCAUAAGCCUGACCAGACAGAUGAAAGGCAGAGGAUAGAGGACGCCGGAGGUUUCGUGAUGUGGGCAGGUACAUGGCGUGUGGGCGGCGUGCUUGCUGUUUCUCGGGCAUUUGGUGACAAACUGUUGAAGCAGUACGUGGUUGCCGAUCCAGAGAUCAAGGAGGUGGUCGACAGCUCCCUGGAGUUCCUCAUCCUGGCGAGCGACGGGCUGUGGGACGUCGUGACCAACGAGGAAGCCGUGGCCAUGGUGAAGCCGAUCGUGGACUCACAGGAGGCGGCCAAGAAGCUCCUCGUGGAGGCGACGCGGAGGGGAAGCGCCGACAACAUCACCUGCGUCGUCGUCCGUUUCCUGGACCAGCAGCCCCCGGCGGCGGCCACCAACAGAUCCCCAGCCCCUGUCGCACCGGGCAAGUGAACAUUCCUCCUCGAAGCGCGUAGGUGUUCGCAGGGCAAUGUGUUGUGCAAGCAGUGUGUCUGAUGAUGUAGCCCUUCGCAUGCGUAUUUAUUUGCUUCACUCCAGUCUACCGAUGCCUGUACUGAUCAUGUAUGUUCUCAGCUGUUCUCAUUUCAAAUUUCAAGUUCUUUAAAUGUGCGGCUCCGACCAGGCGGUCUGUUUGCACAGCACAAUGCUAA
Molecule: messenger RNA, 1245 nt
Organism: Triticum dicoccoides
Lineage: Eukaryota; Viridiplantae; Streptophyta; Magnoliopsida; Poales; Poaceae
Product: probable protein phosphatase 2C 59
Exons: 8
Coding region: 161-1027 (288 amino acids)
Biological process (GO): protein dephosphorylation
Molecular function (GO): protein serine/threonine phosphatase activity; cation binding
Source: RefSeq, a predicted model, not a curated record